AUGACCCCCCGACCUAACCCCGCCUCCCUACGGGCCCGGCCGCGGAAACGAACGAGAUAUUUCCCCCCGCCCGUCGCCCUCUCCUGCCGGCGGGUGGGAGCCCGCGGGGGAUCGCGCCGGAACCGGCCGCCGAGGAUCCCCGUGGGACCCCGGCGACGCCCGCCGGGGGCCACGCAGGCGAGCCUGCGUGUCGAGCCGCGGGGCCCGAUGUCGGGGACGCGCCCAGCGUGGCAGUAUGCUGGAAGCGCGCGGCGGGCGCCGCCAAUUGACGCCCCAUGGGGGGCCCUCGCCGGCCUCGGCGAGGCCCCAUGCCCCCCACCGACCGGGGACGACGGCCCCCCCCCACUGACGGGACGCUCGCCCCCGGCGGGCGAGACCCCUCCCCCCCGAGCCGCGGGUAAUGGGCCCGACGCGCCGCCCGACCGCCCGAGGUACGAGGCGGGUUCCGAACGGCACGCCGGCCGACCCGCGAAUGGAAGAGCCCCCCGGACGGGCACCGCAUCCCCGAGACGGCGCCCGCGAACGAAUGCACUCCUCCCCGCGAUGGCGUCGGCGUCUGAAUCCCCCGGCGCGCCCGGAACCGCGGGAGCCCUCCCCCCCGCCGAAAUGCCCGUCGGACGAGUAAUCUCGCCCUCGAUCACCGGGGCGGAGAGAGCGAUGGCCGAGAAAGCCCCGCCGGGCCGGGGGGGGGACCCCCGCGGCGCGACCGCGGAGGGCGCUGCUGCGCCGGGCCGCCCCCGGCUUGUCGGGCGGCGCGUUAGCCGAACCACUCCCAGCGAACGGACUCCCGGUAUAAUCGAAUCGGAGCCGGAGCCGGCGGGACCGCCCGGCGGGGGGGACCGACCGGCCGGCCGGUCGACCGACGUGAUUCCCCGCCACGGGCGGAAUCCUGCCCCGCCGGCGCGAAGCGGGACGGGCCCCAGUCGCGACGACUCCCCCGCCCUUCGACGGCCCGGCGACCGACCGGCCCUUUGCGGCCCGGGGAUGUAA
Messenger RNA from Dicrocoelium dendriticum, 990 nucleotides. NCBI's taxonomy places the organism in Eukaryota, Metazoa, Platyhelminthes, Trematoda, Plagiorchiida, Dicrocoeliidae. The record is from the annotation of a GenBank genome assembly.